Molecule: messenger RNA, 1997 nt
Organism: Tigriopus californicus
Lineage: Eukaryota; Metazoa; Arthropoda; Copepoda; Harpacticoida; Harpacticidae
Gene: nst
Product: phosphoacetylglucosamine mutase-like
Exons: 10
Coding region: 238-1866 (542 amino acids)
Biological process (GO): UDP-N-acetylglucosamine biosynthetic process; carbohydrate metabolic process
Molecular function (GO): phosphoacetylglucosamine mutase activity
Source: RefSeq, a predicted model, not a curated record
CAGAAAUCGUCGAACACGGCCACGUUCGCGCCAGGGUUGGGCUCUUAUCUCACAGUAUCACCCAGUUUGAGAGCGCCCUUGAGUAGCUAGACGGUAGUUGGUGGAGGGACUCAGGUGAAAACGCCGGGAGCGUCAGACGAAAUUCUCUCAGUUUUACUGUGGAAGGUCAACGAAGAGUGAGUGGGUCCUCUGACAAAAGCAUUUGUUUGAUAUUGAAAUCGUGUUUCUAGUGGCAAUAUGUGGGCUGAAGCUGUCAAGGUGGGCCUGGAACAACACGCCAAGGGAGACCUCAAGGCCAUUCAAUAUGGAACAGCCGGAUUUCGGACUGACGCCAAACUUCUCGACCAUGUCAUGUAUCGGAUGGGUAUCUUGGCAGUUCUCCGAUCCAAAUUGAAGCAAGCUGCCAUUGGUGUGAUGAUCACUGCAUCCCACAAUCAAGAAAAAGACAAUGGUGUCAAGCUAGUGGAUCCCAAGGGCGAAAUGCUCGAGCAAAGUUGGGAGGCAUUGGCCACCAAACUAGCCAACGCCAAAGACGAUGAGUUGGACAUUGUUUUGGACGAGAUCGCCCAAUCCCAAGGGAUUGACCACGCAUUGCCUUCAUCCGUGUUCGUCGGAAGAGACACCAGAGAGAGUAGUCCAAGGUUGGCCCAAGCCAUUUUGGAUGGCAUCAAGGCCGUGGAGGGGGCCGUAAUUGAUGCCGGGAUUGUGUCCACUCCUCAAUUGCACUAUUUGGUGGUGUGUCAAAACACCCAUGGCCAGUAUGGAGAAGCCUCAGCCAAGGGCUACUAUUCUAAGAUUAGCCAAGCCUUCAAGGCUUUCCGAGGCAGUAACCCGGUGAACGGAAGGUAUUCACCAAAACUGAUGUUUGAUGGCGCCAAUGGAGUGGGAGCCCAAAAGAUGAAGGAGUUUCUUACCUUCUUGGGAGAUUCGAUCCAAAUGGAGAUUGUCAAUGACGGCACUCAACCCGGAGAUGUGCUCAAUGGGGAUUGUGGCGCGGAUUUCGUCAAGGUUCAACAGACAUCGCCCAAAGGUCUGGAGAAGACCCGGGGGGAGCGAUGUGUGUCGGUGGAUGGUGAUGCGGAUCGAGUCAUGUAUUUUUACAAUGAUAAGGAAUCCGGACAAUUCGCCAUGUUGGAUGGAGAUCGGAUCGCCACUUUAGUGGCCGAGUUCCUCAAGGAGUUGUUGGACCAAGCAAAAGUGUCCCUGAAUAUGGGUAUUGUUCAGACAGCUUAUGCCAAUGGAAGUUCUACCAAUUAUAUCACCCAGAAAUUGAACGUGCCUGUGGCUUGCGUUCCCACUGGUGUUAAACACUUGCAUCAUAAAGCCCAAGAUUUCGAUAUCGGCGUCUACUUCGAGGCCAAUGGUCACGGCACCAUCGUGUUCUCGGAUGCAGCUCAAGCCAAAAUCCGAGACACUGCUGCCUCUUCGAACAGUAUUCAAGCUCAGAAAUUGGCACAUUUAGUGGAUGUGAUUAAUCAGACUGUGGGUGAUGCCAUUUCCGACAUGUUAUUGGUUGAGAGCAUCCUUCAUGCCAAGGGAUGGUCGAUCGAGGAUUGGCGGAAAGCCUAUCAAGACUUGCCCAAUCGCCAAAUGAAAGUGCGAGUGGCGGAUCGAAACGUGAUUUCCACGACCGACGCUGAGAGACAAGUGGUCACGCCCAAAGGCUUGCAAGACGAAAUCGAUGCCUUGGUCAAGAAAUUCCCUCAAGGCCGAUCUUUCGUUAGACCUUCGGGCACCGAGGACGUGGUUCGAGUGUAUUCCGAGUCCGAUACCCAAGACAACGCCGACCAAUUGGCUUAUGAAGUGGGCUUGAAGGUCCACGCCCUAGCUGGAGGCGUGGGAGAGCCCACCCCCAAACCCAAGUGAUCCUUCCCAAAACCUCACCCUUGUUAUCAAACUUCAACCAAAAUGCAUUUUCCACACCUCGAUUGUGUUAAGAGAGAAUGUUGACGGGCAUUUAUUGUCUCGGAAAAUAAACUAAGCAUUGUGUACGAGAA